AUGACACAAUAUGAUGUUCCACGGAGCUCAAGAAAACUUGAUGAGAAAUACGAAAAGGUUCCUCUUUCUGGUGGAAGUUUUACCAGUUUUCGACUUGCAUAUUGCUCUCCCUCCGAACUUUGGGAGUCUUCCAGAGUCCUAUUUUUAGGUCCAGUGCCUCUAGCUCUGCUUGAAGGCUAUCGAUCAAAAGUCGUUCGAACUCUUUUAAAGCACAACUAUCGAAAGUCGGUCGAUACUGUGAAAUCACAGUUUGAUCUUUGGUUCCAGGAUACCACGCAAUACAGUGAUGAAACAAACUCACCUCCCGGUUCAAGCUCCAAGAAGUAUGACGAAGAUUGUAGGGAACUUCUAGGUCACUGGGAAACGGAUGAUGAAGAAUCUAAAGAAGAUACUCAAGAGCAUAGUUCUUUAUCGCAGAUUGAUUUAAGUGCAGAUUCAAUUCCUCUUUCAACUUCUACCGUACAAAAGCAGUUGGAAAGUUGCCUUCAGUUGAAGAGCAAUGCUGAACGCUCACAAGCUCUUACUGAUUCUGAUUCAUCUCAUAAGCAUAUUCUACCACUUCAAAAGGUUGCCGGACCAUCUCGUGAAAAAGUGAGUGAAUCUCUCCCAAACACUGAACUUACAGGAUAUGUGUAUAGAGAGGUAUUCCACACUAAGCUCGCAAAAGAAAAAGAAAGAUAUAGCUCUUCUGACAUGGAAACCUUUGCUACGGCCAGGGAAACUUUUGAAAACAUCAACAAUAGUACACCCCAAAUGGAUUUCGAAGAUGCUUCUUCCUUUAAAGAACAUAGAACAUCUGUAAGGUUUGAAUCUCAAGAGAAAAGUAACUGGAAGAAGAAAGACGUAAUUCAAGAAGUCUUUCCGGUACCUGAAAUGAAUGAAUCUUUGAUACGAUUCCAUUUAAAGGAUUCUGACUAUGGACUGUUGAAUCGUCUCAAGGAAGGUUUUAUGAGUAAGGAUCACCAUUUGAAACGUAAUUUAGUAAAAAUGAGCCCUAAACUGCAUUUGAAGCAGAUGUUUGCAGGAUAUGAACAUGGUCAAAUAAUGAAAUUGGAAAAGAUGUUGGUCUUAGUAAAGGAAACUUCUGUAAAUAUUCCUAAAUCAGCUCUUUUCGAAGUCACGGAACUUGAACCUUAUGACACCCGAGUCGUCCAAAGAUGGAAGGAAUAUAUUGUUGGGUUACGAUCAAUAAAUAAUGAAGAAGAUUCGGUAAUGCUUCAGUUCUACUCCAAGAGAUCAAUAGACAAAAUCGAAGAGAUUAAUUUUACCAGGAACAACUUGGAUUUCAAAAUGAACCACUAUAACACCAAAGUCGCCCUAUACAAUACCCUGGAUAAAACUUUAUCUGUGUGCACCAAUGCAUUCAAGGACAAACCUAACAGGAUAUACAUUUUGAAAUGCCGUACAAGAUCUUCUUCGACUCGGUGGCUCAAUCUCUUGAAUACAGUAUUAGGAAAGAAAAAACCAGAUUUUUUUUCUGUUUCUCUCCCAGCUUUAAAUAUAUCGUUGGACAUGUUUAUUCCGACGGAUACUUAUCGUAAGCUGUUAAAUGAGAGUCUCGAGUUUGAAAGCUCCCCAAGAGUCUUUUAUAAGGAAAAAGGUUAUGCAAUGAAACCGCUUCCUUUUCUAGAAUAUAUUGGAAAACUUGUUAUUGACUCCCUGAAAGACAUGAAGAACAAAAAAAUCAUCAAUGCCAUGGAGUCAUUUUCAGAAUUGCUCAAUUUUGGUUUUACAUAUAGGAACUAUGACCGCUUAGAAUGGUUUUUGGAGGAGGAUCUAAAAUUGCUAUAUGCAAGCUGGCCCUUAUGCAAAACACAUGUGCUGGAAAUGAGAAAACUAGAACAUUAUCCUCGUGAAGUGAAAAGCGAUCGACUCUUGUUACACGAACCUUCUCCUCUUGAAGGAUUUCUAGUUCGCUUGACUUCCAGAAGUAAUAGAAAACGAAGCGGUUUACUGGCGAGACCUGUUUACAAGCUAGAAUAUUUCUUCACCAAUGAUAACCUACUUUUCUUUUCCAGAUACUACAAAGCGGUUCCUCCAUUGCGAUCAUUUAAGGUGUUUAUGGCUGAGGAACACGAUAUGGAUAACGACUCCUUAGAGGACUUGGCUAGCAGAGAUGAAGUUUACGAACAUUGUCCCUACCCGAUUGAUGAUGACGGGCACAUAAAGUGGCUGAAACCUGGUGUUUCUGCUCAUACAGUCCAAGAAGGUGAUUUAAAGGCAUCGGAUGAACUAAAGAGGCGAAUCAUCUCACUUAUGAAGACGGAGAGUGCUAUCAACUUAUGCGAUGUCGUCGAAGUUGUCCCAGUACCACCAAGUAGAGUUCCAGCAAUCGUGGGAAUUGCAAAAGAGCUAACUUGGAGAGCCAUUGUUUCUGAGCCCAAGAAUCAAGAGGACAACACUUCAUUUGAGUUGGUCCUCUCUGAUAACGCUAGAGUGAUGUUAACUGCAGCCACGACAGCCGUGAGAGAUUUGUGGGUAUCAAAACUCAGUGAGCUAAUCCAGUACUGGAAAUUGCGGAAACGCAAAGAUACUGUUCAGAUGUUGGAAGUAUGUGAGAAAAACCUCAAGACUUUAAAGAUUCCACGCAAUAUGGACCAGUUUGUCCCCAACGGCCCAAUAUGGGAGAGUUCAAGAGGAGAAGCAAACACUAAAGCCUAUAAUAUCAGCCACAGGGUACUCUCUAGAUCCCUAGUUAUGAGUGGUAUACUAUAUCAAAAACCUAAGAAGCACGCCAACUUCAGAAAGUACUUUAUCGUUUUAUGCUCCGGAUAUCUAAUUCUGUUUCAUAUUUACAAGAGGGGUUUUGGAGCUAGGGCUCAACCGACAGCUUUUUAUUCUCAUUACCUGUCUAUCCCCAUCAAAAACUGUUAUGUCUAUACGGGCACUAAUACCUCUUUAGACCUUCUUUCCAAAUCCUUAAAGACUGAGGUCGAUACGAAGGGAUCUCAGGGUGUUCCUCUUUUGCAUGAUGAUGGAUGGUAUUCCAUUGAGAACGCUUCGUCCAGAUGUUUCACUCUUUGGUUCGGAACAAAGAGAUUGAUAAGUGGAAACGUGGCAAGAAAAAUGGAAGAAGGGCGAAUCUCGAUUGCUAAUGGAACAGGAUCAGUUCGAAACCCAGGUAUCAUUAGAACUGCAAGUAGGUUAGGUGUUACGGGAAAUAGUAUGGUGUUCAUGGCCCGAUCAAGGCAAGAAAGGGACAUGUGGGUCACUCGAAUAAUCAAUGAGAUAGAGAAGCUGAGAGGUCCACUUGGUGAGCAGCUUUCAGUUCUAUAG
This is a messenger RNA of Komagataella phaffii GS115, 3276 nucleotides long. RefSeq names its product Meiosis-specific protein of unknown function, required for spore wall formation during sporulation. Bases 1 to 3276 code for a protein of 1091 amino acids. Gene Ontology annotation, cellular component: prospore membrane. The transcript has a single exon. Lineage: Eukaryota; Fungi; Ascomycota; Pichiomycetes; Pichiales; Pichiaceae. Gene Ontology annotation, biological process: protein localization to prospore membrane; ascospore-type prospore membrane formation. The record is from RefSeq and is a predicted model, not a curated record.